AUGGUCUCGCUUGCCGCCGCUCCGCGCCUUCUCGCACUCGCGCUCUUGGCUAUCCAGGUCUCUGCCAACUGCAUACACGGCACCUCCUUCUCCCGCCGCGAGGAGGGAGAGGUCAAGGUCUCCAACUUCGGCUACUCGGGCACCACCGGGCCCCUCAACUGGGCGAGCAUCGACGCCGCCAACUCUCAGUGCGCGACGAGCAAAGUUCAGUCGCCGAUCGUUAUCGACGACUCCAUCCCCUUCGCCACGGAGGCACCCAAAAUCGAGUUCAAGAACGUCGAGGAGGCCGAGUUCGAGAACCUGGGCUCAACUAUCGAGGUCAUCGCCGAGGGCAAGACCACGUUCGCUGGGAAGGACUUCACCCUUAAGCAGUUUCACUUCCACACCCCGAGCGAGCACCGCAUCAACGACGAGUACUUCCCGCUCGAAGUCCAUAUGGUCCACGAGGCGGAGGACGGCGCUAUCGCGGUGCUCGCGCUGCCCUUCCAGCUCACUGAGGACGGGAAGACGACGGACCUGAUCACGAACGUCGUCAAGAACAUCGGGGAUAUCGCCAAGCCCGGCACGCUCACCAAGACCGGGCCGCUCGACUUCACUGAGGUGACGGACAUCCUGCAGACCAAGAAGCUCUUCCAGUACACAGGCUCGCUUACCACACCGCGUGCGUAUCGUUUCGCUCUGCGCUCGCUCUUGGGCUUGGGCCUUCUCCCGCUGUGGGGGUGGCGGUGA
This is a messenger RNA of Epithele typhae, 729 nucleotides long. Its product is annotated as alpha carbonic anhydrase. Gene Ontology annotation, molecular function: carbonate dehydratase activity; zinc ion binding. Bases 1 to 729 code for a protein of 242 amino acids. The transcript is spliced from 3 exons. Lineage: Eukaryota; Fungi; Basidiomycota; Agaricomycetes; Polyporales; Epitheliaceae. The record is from RefSeq and is a predicted model, not a curated record.